Paramecium tetraurelia is the source of this 1589-nucleotide messenger RNA. RefSeq lists its product as uncharacterized. The transcript is spliced from 4 exons. The record is from RefSeq and is a predicted model, not a curated record. Gene Ontology annotation, biological process: positive regulation of anaphase-promoting complex-dependent catabolic process; positive regulation of ubiquitin protein ligase activity; anaphase-promoting complex-dependent catabolic process. Gene Ontology annotation, molecular function: ubiquitin ligase activator activity; protein binding; anaphase-promoting complex binding. Lineage: Eukaryota; Ciliophora; Oligohymenophorea; Peniculida; Parameciidae. Gene Ontology annotation, cellular component: anaphase-promoting complex.
CUGUUUGCAAAUACCCUUUAUAAAAAAUGUCAACGAAUACUGUAAAAAUGCUCUAAUAGCGUAAUAUUGAUAUAGAAGUAUCCUGUUUUGAAGAUAAAUUACAAAUCUCACCAUCAAAAUAAAAUAAAGAAAAUUCACAUCUAUCUAAAUCUAAAACUUGUGAUAUCAGCGAUCUUGUUAGAUUGCUACAUAAGGUGGACAUUCAGAGUGCUAAUCAUGGAGACCAAAUGGAAUAGGAAUAAGACAGUACACCUAAAAAAUAAAUACAAUAAGGAAAAACCUGCAGGUAUAUUCCCUUGAGAAGUGGUCAAAAGUAGACUCUAAACGAGGAAUUUCAAUAUAGAGAGAUUGAGGAGGAGAAUCAAGAACCAUAAAAAGGUAGCGAUUACAAAGAGUAAGGAAAUGUUACACUGAAAGACAUCUAUAAGAUGCAUGUCCUUGGAUAACCAUUACAAACUGAAUAGCUAUAGUGGGAAUCAAAGAAUUUGUUGCGCUUUGCUGACAAUACUCCUUCAAAACGAAAAAUAUUGUCAGACAUAAAUCCAGCUGUCUUGGAAACUUACUAAAACCUAAUGGACUACAGAGAACAAUAUUAAACUAGUUAAGAUUAUCAAUUCAGCCAAAGAAAGAUUAGCAAAGUACCAUUUAAAGUGUUGGACGCUCCUCAAUUAUAAGAUGAUUUCUAUUUAAAUCUAAUAGAUUGGAGUUCUUAAAACGUACUAUCAGUGGCACUAUCCUCAUGUGUAUAUUUGUGGUCGGCUUAUAACAACAGAGUAACUAAAUUCUGUGAUUUCGGUAAUAAUGAUAUGGUUUGUUCAUUGAUAUGGAAUCCAUAAGGAAAUUAAUUAGCAAUAGGAACAGGCUCAGGAGAAGUGCAUAUUUAUGAUUAAGAGAAAAUGAAAAGAAUAUAAAUAUUGGAAGGACAUUCUGCUAGAGUUGGAUCUUUGGCAUGGAGUGGAAAUACUCUAUGUUCUGGUUCUAAAGAUAGAUCAAUAAUUCUACAUGAUCCAAGAUAAAAAAGACAGACUGGAAAAUUUGAAGGUCAUAAAUAAGAGGUUUGUGGAUUGAAAUGGUCACCUGAUGAAUAUCAAUUGGCAUCAGGUGGAAAUGAUAAUAAAUUGUUUGUUUGGAGAAUGGGAUCAUAAAUUCCAUUAGCUAAAUUUAAUUAACAUUAGGCUGCCGUAAAGGCUAUUGCCUGGUCACCCCAUAGACAUGGUUUAUUAUCUUCAGGCGGAGGAACUGCAGAUAGAACCAUUAGAUUUUUCAAUACACUAACCACUGAAUAAUUAGAUUGGAUCGACACUGGUUCCUAAGUGUGCAAUUUGAUGUUCAGUAAAAAUGUAAAUGAAUUCGUUUCAACUCAUGGUUACAGUAUGAAUUAAAUUGUAUGUUGGAAAUAUCCAGCCUUAUAAAAAGUUACUACUUUAAUGGGCCAUACUUCUAGAGUCCUAUUUUUGGCAAUGUCACCAGAUGGAGAAACUAUAGUGACUGGAGCUGGAGAUGAGACUUUGAGAUUUUGGAAUGCUUUCCCAAGAAAAGAAUAAGCUUAACCAAUCAAUACUGUUUUACUACCUUAGAUGAUUAGAUGA